This is a messenger RNA of Megalops cyprinoides (Indo-Pacific tarpon), 2404 nucleotides long. It is a transcript of the gene trafd1, whose product is annotated as TRAF-type zinc finger domain containing 1. NCBI's taxonomy places the organism in Eukaryota, Metazoa, Chordata, Actinopteri, Elopiformes, Megalopidae. Gene Ontology annotation, molecular function: zinc ion binding. The transcript is spliced from 12 exons. The coding region runs from base 520 to 2271 and encodes 583 amino acids. The record is from RefSeq and is a predicted model, not a curated record.
ACCUUAACCAGGAACCGGGAGACAGUAAUGGAGAGGAUAAAGAAACAACUUUAGCUAGCUAGCGGGAUCUUCCUCGUAUGAACCUACUAAGGGUUAUUGCAACAAAAUUGCAUCCUCGUCGAUGUUAUCAGUCGUAAGAAACCGCUAUAAUUUAGCUAGCUAGAGUUAAAAGAAACGUACCUAGUUGAUCACGAUCACAGUUGGCUAUUUCCGUUAUUGUACAGCCAUGAAAAGAGAGGAUUCAACUAGACAAGUUUGUGUUAGCUAACGUUGGCUAGUUCCGUAGCAGUAGCUGGCUAAACUAGAAGUGAAACUAAAAUCAAAAUAUAUAUUUAGCUGCUGAACUAUCUAGUGACGUUGCAUUCUUUGUCCGUCGUAAUUUGGUGACUCGAUCUGGGCAUUUUCGCACUGCAUUAAAAAGUCAGAUUGCUACGCCAGCCAGACUGCCUACUGUCUCCUGUCUGCUGAUACUAUUCCUGUGGUUUUUGUGGUGCCGCUCCAAGGUUCGUAUUUCAGACCAUGGCUGAGGAAAGUACCCAGUUCUGCACCAACUGCAAACGUGACAUCCCUGAGGCCAACUUCACCACUCAUGAGAUCCACUGCAGACGCAACAUUGCUCUGUGUGAUCAGUGUGAGGAGCCGGUGCCCCACGCAGAACUGCAGCAGCACAAGGAGCAGGAGCAUGUGCAGGUGCAGUGCAAGUGUGGAUUGAAAAUUGAGAAAAGCCUCUUGGAGACCCACCAGAGGUCUGAGUGCAGCCAGCGCCUGGUGCCCUGUCAGUACUGUGAGCUGGAGCUGGUCUUUAGCCAGUCCAAGGAGCAUGAGGAGUACUGUGGGACACGGACAGAGCCCUGCCCUGUCUGCAAGUGCAACGUCAUGCUGAGAGAGCUGGCCGAUCACCCGGUGCUCUGUGGCACCCUGCCCCCACCGCAGGAGAGGAACAACGCCCGGCCUGCCCGAGGCCAAGCUGACCGACCCGCACUAGAGGCUUGCUUCGAGACCAACUCUAUUCAGAACAUUCUCAAGGCCCAGCAGGGGUUCCAGAACAGCAGUUCAUCAGACCGCAGGGCACCACCCCGGCCACUAGAGGUCAGAGUGCACAACAGCACUAGGGCGGCGGGGCUUGCAGUCAAGAGAAACAUUGCACCAAGGAACACUGACCUUAACCGCUUCGUAGAACGGCAGACAGAGCUGAGCAACAACAACAACAGUUUGACCUGGCCUGAGGGUCUGUCCCCGGGGGACGACCCCUCCAGCCUGGACUACCUACUGGCCCUCAGCCUACAGAAUGACGGAGAACAGGGGGGCCUUUGGAUUGAUGCCUGGGAGGACAGCCCUGGAAGAAUCCCCGGAACUGGAUUCCUGCCCUCCCUCCUCUCCCAACUCUCCCACCCUAACAACAACUACCGCAGCUUCACCCCUGACAACAACACACCGCUGGACCCCAACCAAACAGCCACAGAUGCGAUGUUGCCCUGUGAGUUCUGUGAGGAGCUGUUUCCUGAGGAGGACCUCAUUCUACACCAGACCAGCUGCAGCCCGGCUACCGCCUUUGCAUCUUUCAGCAAGCGAGCCCCCUCCCCACUUUUUGAAGAUGGGGUCCUGCACGGGGCGGGAGGGUUCAUGUACACACCCCCGGGCAGCCCUAGCCCCCCUGCCUACCCUCGCACAGUUUCCCCACUGUCUUGCAGCCCUCCCUCUGGUCCAGUAGAGGGCACCGUGCUCAUUCCCUGUGAAUUCUGUGGAGUCACCCUAGAGGAGGAUGUCGUGUUUCACCAUCAGGACAAGUGUGACCUACGUCCCAACACUGCUCACUCAGUGGAUAAAAUAUCACCACAGAAACCCCUAUUUCCCACCAAAGCUAGCAGUGAGAGGAGCUCUCCAGGACUGCAAAGGAGACUGAGACACCAGGCGGAUCCAGGGGAGCAGGACCUGGAGGAGGCCAACCAGAGGCCCGUGGGGCGGGGCCCGCCCAGUAGGCCGAGGGCAGGGUCUGGUAAGGAGAUGUGGAGGGCGCAGCCCCGUGAUGCUCUCCCAUCCCCUGUGAAGGACACCAACUCUGACACCCAAGCCAGGAGUGGGGCCCGUAGCUGGAGGGAGUCGGGGGGAGGCCGGAACGCACGGGAGUUCCGCCUCGACGAAGGACACAAGCCAAGCUCCGUAGUAGCCGCAGGCAGAGGGAGAGCAGAAGGUCGUAGGGCCCAGAGGAACCCUGGGACAUCAAAGACCCAAGCCGCCAAAGUGAGAAAUGUGGAAACGGAAGAAGAAUGAGGAGAUGGUGAACGGAGACGGUGAUGACUGAACCCCCUCCCCCUGUUCAUGCCACACAUACUCACCCUUGACCCACCUGUGUGCGUGUGUGUCUCACAGAGUAUUGCUUGGCAUCAGAACAGCCUUGUGCUUG